AGGAGGACUUUAAGAGGCUUGGUGAAAGUGUUGGCAUAACACUUAGCAAUAUGGAAAAGCUUUUCCCACCUUCAUUCUUUGAUAUUAUGGUUCACUUGAUUAUUCAUUUAGCCCAUGAAGCUAGCUUGGCUGGUCCAGUACAAUACCGUUGGAUGUAUCCAAUAGAGAGGUUCCUUAAACAACUUAAGGACUACGUGCGCAAUCUUAGUCGGCCAGAGGGAUCAAUAGCAGAAGGAUACAUAGGGGAUGAGUGUUUGACUUUCUACUCUAGAUACUUUGAAGGUGUGGAAACAAGGUCGAAUAGAGCAAUCAGAAAUGCAGGUUCAACAGAACUAGAACAUCCAAUCUCUAUUUUCUCAAGAACAGGUAGGCCUGUAGGGAAGUGUGAGAUAUUACGACUAGACAUUCAAGAAAGGGACCAGGCUCAUCGGUACGUGCUAAAGAACUAUGAUGGAUUAAAUGAAUACCGAAAGUAAGUA
Molecule: messenger RNA, 479 nt
Organism: Telopea speciosissima
Lineage: Eukaryota; Viridiplantae; Streptophyta; Magnoliopsida; Proteales; Proteaceae
Exons: 2
Coding region: 51-476 (141 amino acids)
Source: RefSeq, a predicted model, not a curated record